UCCGCCCCACCCCAACUCACAACGCAACACGCAACGCAGAGUCCAGUAGCCGAGAGCAAAGCAAGCAUCAGAGAGCGAGAGAAAAGCAAGGGUAGCAUCGGGAGAGGAGAAAGGAGAAGCGGGCCAGGAUGUGUGGCGGAGCGAUCCUCGCCGAGCUCAUCCCGGGGGGCGCGCCGGCGCGGCGCGCCGCGUCCGGCCACGUCUGGCCGGGCAAGGCCGCCGACGACUUCGAGGCCGCGUUCCGGGACUUCAACGAGGAGGAGGACGUGGUGGUGGUGGUGGAGGAGGAGGUGGCCGAGAGCAAGCCCUUCGUGUUCGCCGCCUCGCCCAAGAAGCCGCAGCAGCAGCGGGAGGAGGAGGAGCAGGCGGCGCCCGCCCGCCGGAGGAAGCCGGCGCAGUACCGCGGCGUGCGGCGCCGGCCGUGGGGCAAGUGGGCCGCCGAGAUCCGCGACCCCGUCAAGGGCGUCCGCGUCUGGCUCGGCACCUUCCCCUCCGCCGAGGCCGCCGCGCUCGCCUACGACGGCGCCGCGCGCGCCAUCCGCGGGCCCAGGGCCAAGCUCAACUUCCCUCCCUCCUCUGCCGUCGCCGCCGCGGCCCCGGGAUCGCGCAAGCGCGUCCGCGCAGAAGCCCUCGCGGCCCCCGCCGCCAAGCCGGCGCCGGUCGUCACCCUCGUCGACGACGAGGAGGAGCACGCGUCGUCCUUGUUCGUCAAGCACGAGGCCGAGCCGAGCGAGGGCUCCGAGUCCAGCGGCGCCCUCCCCGACUUCUCGUGGCAGGGCAUGUCGGCGCUCGACGAGGCCCCGGCGUACCCCGCCCCGGAGCCCGAGACCGAGCAGCUGACAAAGCGGGCGAGGACGACGGAGGCGGAGGACAUCGACGAGGGCAUGUCGGCCCACCCGGCGUCCGACUCCGACUCCGACGCGCUCUUCGACGCCCUCCUCUUCGCCGACCAGUUCGCCUACUUCAACGGCGGCGCCUACGAGUCCCUGGACAGCCUCUUCAGCGCCGACGCCGUGCAGAGCGGCGCCACCGCCACCGCCGCCGCCGCGGACGAGGCGGGCCUGGGGCUCUGGAGCUUCGACGACGACUGCCUCGUCGACGAGUGCAGCCUGUCCUUCUAGAUCUUCUUGUUCCGUGUGCGUCCUGUUCAUGUCAUGUCAUGCCAUGGUGUAAAUAGAGUAGCUUGUCUUGUGAUGAAAUCCGUUCGUUGUUCGUCGCUUCUGCUUGGAUCAGCAAGCGACGAUGGAUUCUGUGUAAGAGUUUGACAUCGUUGUGAAAGAUUUUGCCUAGGCCUUCGAUGCAAAA
Molecule: messenger RNA, 1305 nt
Organism: Triticum aestivum (bread wheat)
Lineage: Eukaryota; Viridiplantae; Streptophyta; Magnoliopsida; Poales; Poaceae
Product: ethylene-responsive transcription factor ERF073
Exons: 1
Coding region: 129-1121 (330 amino acids)
Biological process (GO): regulation of DNA-templated transcription; ethylene-activated signaling pathway
Molecular function (GO): DNA-binding transcription factor activity; DNA binding
Source: RefSeq, a predicted model, not a curated record